Messenger RNA from Lepisosteus oculatus (spotted gar), 3880 nucleotides. Lineage: Eukaryota; Metazoa; Chordata; Actinopteri; Semionotiformes; Lepisosteidae. The record is from RefSeq and is a predicted model, not a curated record.
UGCGUGUGUGAUCUUAGACCUGUCGGGUUUGUUUUUUUUUCCCCCAGCCCUGUUGGCAUUUCAACGGGCCCCGGAUUUGUCAAGCCCUCGGGACUGGGAUUCAAACCUUAACACGUUCAUUUAAUUAAUUAAGAGAAAACACCGAUUUGAUACCGCUCCACCUCACGAGUACGCCGCGAAGCGCGCCUUGUGUACCGGUCUCGGACACGCGUGGAUUUUGUGCCGCCGGCGUUAGCUGUCAGGAUUUCUAUAUGUGAGAAACGGAAAAUUAUUUUUGAUACAAGAGAAGCGGUUAUUUUCCUCUCCACCCCUCCUCACAACCGCCCCAGACACGUUUGUCGCCGAGCCUCGCAGGUCCUGCGUGUUUUUUGUUUUCCAAUAAGACAAUAAGAUGUCGGGGCAGUCUAUAACGGACCGGAUCGCCGCCGCUCAGCACAGCAUGACCGGCUCGGCUAUCAGCAAGGCGGUGUGCAAGUCCACGACACACGAAGUCAUCGGACCCAAGAAGAAACACCUCGACUAUCUGAUCCACUGCACCAACGAGAUGAACGUGAGCAUCCCUCAGCUGGCGGACACGCUGUUCGAGAGGACGGCCAACAGCAGCUGGGUGGUCGUGUUCAAGGCUCUCAUCACCACCCACCAUCUCAUGAUGUAUGGGAACGAGCGGUUUAUCCAGUACUUGGCUUCCAGGAACACCCUGUUUAAUUUGAACAACUUCCUGGACAAGGGUGCCUUGCAAGGUUACGACAUGUCGACUUUCAUCAGGCGCUACAGCAGGUACCUGAACGAGAAGGCCCUCUCCUACCGGCUGGUGGCUGUGGACUUCACUAAGAUGAAGAGAGGGAUCGAUGGGGUGAUGCGCACCAUGAACACGGAGAAACUGAUCAAGACCCUGCCCAUCAUACAGAACCAGCUGGACGCUCUGCUGGACUUCGAGGCCAACCCCAACGAGCUGACCAACGGAGUGAUCAACGCCGCCUUCAUGCUGCUUUUCAAGGACUCCAUCCGCCUCUUUGCUGCCUACAACGAGGGCGUCAUUAACUUGCUGGAGAAAUAUUUUGAUAUGAAGAAGAACCAGUGCAAAGAAGCCCUGGACAUUUAUAAGAAAUUUCUCUACAGGAUGACCAAGCUCUCGGAGUUUCUCAAAGUGGCUGAGCAAGUUGGAAUUGAUCAGGGUGACAUACCAGAUCUUACUCAGGCCCCCAGCAGCCUGCUGGAAGCCCUGGAGCAGCACCUGGCUUCUCUGGAGGGGAAGAAAACCAAGGAAUUCUCCGCCGCCAGCAGAGCAAACACCCUGUCCAACGCAGUGUCCUCCCUGUCCAGCACGGGCAUGUCCUUCAGCCGCAUGGACGAGAAGGAGAAGCAGCAGGCCCUGGAAGAGGAGCAGGCCCGGCUGCAGUCUCUCAAGUUGGUGCAGGACCAGCGUCUGAAGGAGAUCGGCAUGCAGACCCCUACCGUCUCUCCCAGCACCCAGUCGGGGGGCAGCACCAACAACGCCACCAGCACGUCCGUGGAUCUGUUCUCCACACCAGCCACCGCCCCAUCCACUAACAGCAUGCCAAACCUCAACAGUGACCUGUUUGACCUCCAGCCGGCCUUCGUCCCCACUGUGCAGAGCACACCAGCCAUCUCCACCUCGGUCAACAGUGCCUGGGGAGGUCUGGAUGCCCACCCCAUCCAGCAGAGUGUUCCCAUGCCCACAAUGAGUGUAGAUUUUGAUGCUGUGUUUGGGAAUAAAGUUGCCAAUAACGAUGUGAAGCCUGCAUCUGGGUUCGAUCCGCUAGGAGACCUCCUGAAGCCCACUGGCACCGCCACCCAGAGCCAGCCUCCGCCUGUGUUGGGAGGGAAGCUGCUGGCUAAUGACCUGGACUCCUCCUUGGCCAACCUCGUGGGCAAUCUUCAGUUUGGAGGAACACCAGCAAAAAAGCCCGACAUGCACUGGACACAGCCCGGGGAGAAGAAGCUGACGGGCGGCACCAACUGGCAGUCCAAGACCAUGAGCACCACCACCGCCUGGAGCCCCGCGCCCCUGGCCCCUGCGCCCAUGCCCGUGCCGCAGAUGAACGGGAUGCUUUAUGCAGGCUACCAGGCACCUGCGCCCUUGGCGUUCCCCAUGACGACACCACAAGUGCCUAUGUAUGGAAUGGUCCCCCCGCAGAUGGGAGGAGUGCCCAUGAUGGCUUCCCAGCCAAUGAUGUUUAACCAGCCAGUCCUGAGACCCACCAAUCCCUUCACACCCAUCCCCGGAGCCCAGAUGCAGUUCAUGUAGUUCCAGCAAGGUUUUACCCUCGAAGAAGAAAACUAAAAACCAACACCAAAUACAGGGGGGAGAGAGAGAGAGAGAAACGGGAAGGUGACAGCACAGAGACUCUGAACUUUUGCGUUAUCGUGCUCCAGCCCCUUUGGUAACCAGCAGCCUCACACAGCAUUUGGCCCACUGUCUGCAACAGCCCCUCCGGCCUAUGAGGAUGGAGUCUGCUCCCGAUUGGAAACUCACCUGGGAUUUUGCAGGACCAGGCAGGGCAUCCAGGAAAAAAAGGAAAUUGGACCUGGGGGAAAUUUUGAGAUUUGGCGAGUUGACAAAAUGAGAGGAUAGAUUUUUUAUUUUUAUCAGCAAAGCACUAUGGCUUGCUGGUCAGUGAUUUUUUGUUUUUUGUUUUCAUUUUUAGUUUUUUUUAUUUUAAUGCCAUAUCUUUUCCCUUCCUCACUUCACCCUGAAGUUGAUCUCCUGAGUUAGGAUUCCUCUGGAGAUUGGAUUACUUAACUCAACUCACAGAUUUCCUGUUCCAUGGGUCCUCCUGUUGCUGUUGUGUGAGAGAGCUCUUGUUUGCCUGCUGCCUGGCCUCAGUUUACUCAUAUGCCUUUGUGAAGGUCUUGUUGACUUGGCAGUGGGAGUCUGGGGUGCCUCCCUGUUGGGCAUCCUCUUAGCUGACUUGUGUUAACUCAGGUCUUCCAUCGUCGUGGAGCGUUUUUCUGUUGUACCUCUUUUGGUGAAAGGCCUGGGUGAUAAGUAACCCAGGUCACCUGCAGUUUUACCACAUGUUGUAUUACAUUGCCAAGCCAUUUAGGAUUCUGUAUGUAACUUACUGAGAAAAUAUGGGUGUUUUCAGGAUCUGAACAGGACACCGGAAGUCUCUAAACUGGUGCUUUGUACUUUUGGGCACUUUAAGGUCACUGUGACAGCUGUGGUUGAGCACAGCAGGGCAGGCCGAGUCCUUUUGCAACCUGCGAGAAAUCAGAGCUGUCGAGUUUGAGUUUACACGUCUGUCUGUAAAGUCAGUAAUGAGAGUUAGCAUCUCCGCCUGAGGCAGAGGUAUUCAGGAGCAAUGCAGGCAGAUUUUAAAGGCCUGAGUUUUUCCCGGUCAGUGGUAUUUACAAGUCUUUCUCUAACGGGGAGGUUAUCUCCUCCUUUCCCUGUUCUUAUGGCUCAGAGGGUGUGGCCGGGUGUGUUACCCUGGGGAUUCUGUACGCAGUUUGGCUGCUUCAGACAAGAUGUUGUGUUAUAAGGUUUGGCCGUGAUUCGAUGUUUGUUACUAAUCUGUUGCGCUUGGCUCGUUUUUCUCUUGUGAUGAAACUCUUGUCGUCUCCGUCCGUGAUCUUUUUUUUUUUUUUUUUUUUUCCCCUGGCUUUGAGACCCUGUAAAUAUUUUUCCCUGUAUGUGUUUAGGUAAGCGAGCCCCUCUAUAUCAUGCAUGAGUGGAGUUUCUUUGUACGCCCAGUUGUGCCAUCUCUGCCUGGACGAUGGAUCAGGAUGGCCAUUUCAUGUUGUGAAGUGUAGACUUGCCAGAGAGGGUUUUAUGCCUUUGGACUGUUAAGAGCACUGGUUUCGUUUAGUUUUUGAAUUAUUUAUUUUGAAUUAAUUUUGUGUACGUGCACACACA